This is a messenger RNA of Peromyscus eremicus (cactus mouse), 927 nucleotides long. Its product is annotated as hepatitis A virus cellular receptor 1 homolog. Bases 1 to 927 code for a protein of 308 amino acids. Gene Ontology annotation, cellular component: cell surface. Gene Ontology annotation, molecular function: phosphatidylserine binding; virus receptor activity. Gene Ontology annotation, biological process: phagocytosis, engulfment; positive regulation of mast cell activation. The transcript has 9 exons. The record is from RefSeq and is a predicted model, not a curated record. Lineage: Eukaryota; Metazoa; Chordata; Mammalia; Rodentia; Cricetidae.
AUGAUGCAUCCUCAAGUCUUCAUUUCAGGCCUCAUACUGCUUCUCCCAGGUGUUGUGAGUUCUCACAGAGUAGUGAAGGGGGUGGUGGGUGACCCUGUCACACUGCCAUGUACUUACUCAACAUCCCGAGGAAUCACUACCACGUGUUGGGGUCGAGGAACAUGCUCAGCUUUUCAUUGUGUAGACGUAAUUAUUGAGACCAAUGGAUACCGAGUCACCUAUCAGAGGAGCAGCCGAUACCAGCUAAAGGGGCGUAUUUCAGGAGGAAUCGUGUCCUUGACAAUAGCGAAUGCUGUUCAGAGUGACAGUGGUGUGUAUUGCUGUCGAGUGAAGAUCCCUGGAUGGUUCAAUGAUCAGAUAUUGACCUUUUCCUUGGACGUUAAAGCAGCAAUUCCCACAACUACAAGAAGACCCACAACCACAAGACCCACAACUACAGGAAGUCCCACAACUAUUGCAACAAGACCCACCCAUGUACCCACAUCACCCCGAGUCUCCACUUCUACUCCUUCAAUACCAACACACACACAGACUCACACACCAGAACCCACUACGAUUUAUCCACAUCAGACAACAGCUGAGGUGACAGAAACCGUAUUCUAUACUCUUGCAGAUUGGAAUUACACUGUGACAUCCUCAGACGACUUUUGCAGUAAUUACACUGAAUCAAUCCCUUCACAGGAGUGGCAGAAGAACACGACUAAUGGCUUCUAUGUGGGCAUCUCCAUGGCUGCCCUGCUGCUGCUGCUGCUUGUGUGCACCCUGGCUGUCACCAGGUAUAUCUUUAUGAAAAAGAAGUCAGAGUCUCUAAGCUUGGUAACAUUCCAUGCAUCUACAAAUGGAUCUUUGCAAAACAUAGCAGAUGUGCAGUCCCGAGCUGAAGACAAUAUCUACAUAAUUGAAGAUAGUCCUUACCCUAUGGAAUGA